Messenger RNA from Adineta steineri, 378 nucleotides. NCBI's taxonomy places the organism in Eukaryota, Metazoa, Rotifera, Eurotatoria, Adinetida, Adinetidae. The record is from the annotation of a GenBank genome assembly.
AUGAUCGGAUAUAAACCUAUCUCUUCAGGAUCCACAUGGAGUCCUUGGAAACCAAUGCCACUAGUGCUAGGUGCUGCUGUUGGUACUGGUCUUAUUCUGGUAGGUUUAGCAUUAGGCUUAGGUUUAGGAAUUGGAUUACAUAAUGAUAGUAAAAAUUUGACUAUGGUUACACCAUCAACUACUACAACGACUACUACUACUUCUACAACACUGUCAACAUCAUCAACAACAACAACAACAGGAUCAACAACAACAGGAUCAACAACAACAACUACAACAACAACAACAACAACGACAACAACAACGACUACGACGACAGUGAUAACAUCAGUCAUAUCAACAACUGUACCAAUAAGUGGAACAACAGCUGGUGCAUAA